Molecule: messenger RNA, 426 nt
Organism: Penicillium canescens
Lineage: Eukaryota; Fungi; Ascomycota; Eurotiomycetes; Eurotiales; Aspergillaceae
Product: ester cyclase
Exons: 1
Coding region: 1-426 (141 amino acids)
Biological process (GO): polyketide metabolic process
Source: RefSeq, a predicted model, not a curated record
AUGUCUCGCCCUCUUCUAGAAAGAAUGCAACGCUUUGUUGAAUUCAUCAAUUCAGGCGAUGAAACCCUGGGACAGGCCGUGGUUUCUGAAUCAGCCGUAUUCCACGUUCCAUUUUCAGAUACCCCUCUCAAAGGAUUGCCUGGGUACAUGCAGAUUCUCGGCAUGAUGCGCUCCGCCUAUCCAGAUAUCCAGUGGACACUUGAUGAUACAGUCAUCGAGGACGAUAGAGUUGUAGCGCAGUUUACUUUGCGUGGAACUCACGAAGGUGAAUUCUUUGGCGUCCCAGCUUCUGGAAAGACAAUCCAGGCACGAGCGAUGAACAUAUAUCGCUUUAAAGAUGGGAAAAUAGUGGAGGAGACCGGAAUGCCUGACAUUUUCGGGAUAAUGUUACAAAUCGGGGCUGUGAAACCCCCAAGUGCUCAAUAG